AUGAAAAGUGUUUUUUUACCGCCGGACGACGGCGACUUACCGGAGGAAAGACGGCCGGCGGAGAUCGAUGAGAUGAGGGAGAAUGACGUCACUAUGGCGUCAAGGCCCGCGUACACAAUGCUCUUCACAAACUCUCCUUUCCAUGGCUCUUUUGGUCUCCGUCUCUCCUUUUUCCCAUUCAUCAAUGGCUGCAACAAAGGAACAAAACUAUUAUUUUUACUACCAGAGGCUUAUUUUCUUCAUCCUCCUCAUUUCCUAACUCAAAUCUUUCAUCUUCAUUGUGAGAGGAUGAAAUUUCAAUCCCGGGCCGAGAAUUCAAGGCUACGGGCCGAUUGGUGGGCUUGCUAUCAGGCAACAUCUUCAGUAUAA
Striga asiatica is the source of this 369-nucleotide messenger RNA. The record is from the annotation of a GenBank genome assembly. NCBI's taxonomy places the organism in Eukaryota, Viridiplantae, Streptophyta, Magnoliopsida, Lamiales, Orobanchaceae.